Triticum dicoccoides is the source of this 3801-nucleotide messenger RNA. Its product is annotated as putative disease resistance protein RGA4. Gene Ontology annotation, molecular function: ADP binding. Lineage: Eukaryota; Viridiplantae; Streptophyta; Magnoliopsida; Poales; Poaceae. Bases 425 to 3421 code for a protein of 998 amino acids. The transcript is spliced from 2 exons. Gene Ontology annotation, biological process: defense response to other organism. The record is from RefSeq and is a predicted model, not a curated record.
AGGUGACUUGGACAUACUCCGUCCAAAAUUCAUGAAACGGACGCGAGGCGACAGUAUACUACCAUUUUACCCAUCGCAUCUGCCAUCUGCCAUCUGCAGAAAUGCGCCUACGCGUCUCUGUCCGGGCCGGCCACCAGCCAAGACUGGUUCCAUCCAUGAGUUGAAAAGCCCGACUCCACCAUUCACCCAUCGCCGGCUGACUGACCUUUCGCCUGAUCGGAAAACAAAGUCCACCUCCUGCUUAUCUCUUGCCUACUUGCUUUACAUGACUCUGUCUAAGAGCUUCAACAAAGUUGUGCCCCUGCCCAGCUUUGCUACAUUCUGCAGUCGUACUUUGAUCGGCGGCUUGUCGAUUUACCCGGGCAAGGCUGCCGGAUAAGCCGCGUCCUGUAUUUCGGUGGAAUUGUCUCUUCGGGUUGGUCAGAUGGCAAGCAUACUAGAUUAUCUUGUCAAAUCAUGUGCCAAGAAGUUGGAAGCUAUCAUUACGGAUGAGGCAGUUCUGAUUCUAGGAGUACAAGAAGACCUCAAACAAAUGCAGCGAACAAUGACCCAGAUACAAUGCUUUCUCGAUGAUGCCGAACAAAGGGGAACACAAGAGUCAGCAGUUAAUAACUGGCUUGGUGAGCUGAGAGGUGCUAUGUAUUAUGCCGACGAUAUUGUCGACUUGGCGAGAUCUGAAGGCGGAAAGCUUCUACUGGAAUGGGAUCCUUCAUCGUCAUCAAGAAAGGCAACUACAUGCAGUGGCCUUCCGUUUCUCAAUUGCAUCUCUCCUAUUCAGAAGCGUCACAAGAUUGGUGUUCAAAUCCGGGACUUCAAUACUCAACUUGACAAGAUUUCAAACUUGGGUGAAAGAUUUCUCAAGCUUGCAAAUAUGCAGCCUAAACCACAAGUUCUGACUGUGAAGCAUAUAAGAACUAGCCACCUUGUGGAGCCUAAUCUUGUGGGAAAGGAAACUUUACACGCUUGCAAAAGUUUGGUUGAACUGGUUAUUGCACACAAGGGAAAGAAGCCAUACAAGGUUGGUAUUGUUGGAACAGGAGGGAUUGGGAAGACAACUCUAGCCCAAAAAGUAUAUAAUGACCGAGAAUUAAAAGGAACCUUUAGCAACCAAGCAUGGAUAUGUGUUUCUCAGGAGUACUCUGAAAUAUCUCUUUUGAAGGAAGUCCUGCGGAAUUUUGGGGUACCCCAUGAGCAAGAUGAAACUGUGGGAGAGCUCAGCAGCAAGCUUGCAGUCGCCAUCACAGAUAAAAGUUUCUUCAUUGUGUUGGACGAUGUUUGGCAGCCUGCGGUCUGGACCAAUUUACUGAGAACUCCAUUACAUGCUGCUGCAACAGGAGUAAUUCUAGUGACCACUCGGCAUGAUACAGUUGCACAUGCAAUUGGCGUAGAAGAUGUGCAUCGAGUUGAAUUGAUGUCAGCAGAUAUAGGGUGGGAGCUGCUUUGGAAGAGUAUGAACAUUGAUGAAGAAAGAGAUGUGGAAAGCCUUCGGAAUAUAGGGGUAGAAAUUGUCCAUAAAUGUGGCAGACUUCCCCUCGCAAUCAAGGUUACUGCUAGUGUUCUAGCAACUAAAGAGAAAAGUGAGAGAGAAUGGAGAAAGGUUGCAAAAAGAAGUGCUUGGUCUAGGGGUAAUCUUCCUACUGAGCUCAGAGGUGCCCUGUAUUUGAGUUAUGAUGAUCUACCACGGUAUCUGAAGCAAUGUUUCCUCUAUGUAGCCUCAUAUCCAGAAGAUUGCCGCAUGAGUCGUGAUGAUCUUAUCAGGUUCUGGGUAGCUGAAGGUUAUGUGGAGGAGCAUGAAGAACAACUUCAAGAAGAUACAGCCGAAGAAUAUUACUAUGAGUUGAUACAUAGGAACCUCCUACAACCAGACCAUUUCUAUGCAGACCGUAGUUGGUGCAAGAUGCAUGAUCUUUUAAGGCAGCUUGCUCAACAUAUAUCUGGAGAAGAAAGUUUUUGUGGAGAUCCACAAUCACUGGGGCCUACAACUUUGUCCAAGCUAAGACAUGUUUCAGUCGUCACUAACAAGGAUUAUGUAGCACUGCCCAAUAUGGACAAAGUGAUGAUCAGAGCAAGGACACUGUUGAUUUUUUCCAUCAAGAGAUCAAGUGUUGAGAAUACAAUUUUCAGGAGACUUUCAUGCAUUCGUGUUUUAGAUCUGACUAAUUCAUCGAUUCAAAGCAUUCCAGAUAGCAUUGGAAGUUUGAUCCAUCUAAGACUGCUUGAUAUUAAUGAUACAAACACAUCUUAUCUUUCGGAGUCCAUCGGUUCCCUCAUGAACCUUCAGACACUGAACCUGGAAAGGUGCAAAGCUCUGCACAGUCUUCCUUUGGCGAUCACUGAAUUGUGCAAUCUAAGGCGCCUUGGUCUGACUAGUACUCCAAUAAAUCAGGUUCCAAAAGGUAUUGGCAGAUUAGAGUUCCUCAAUGAUUUAGGAGGAUUUCCUAUUAGUGGUGGAAGUGACAAUGGAAAAACACAAGAUGGAUGGAAGUUGGAAGAGUUGGAACAUCUCUCACAGCUAAGGCAGCUUGCUAUGAUUAACUUGGAAAGAGCAACUCCUCGUACUAGACAUUCAUUGCUAGCAGACAAGAAAUACCUCAAACGUUUGAGACUAUAUUGCAGAGUUACAUAUGAACCAGAUACAGAAGAUGUUGAAAAUAUUGAGAAGGUCUUUGAGCAGCUAAGCCCUUCACACAACCUAGAAUAUCUAGUCAUUGAUGGAUUCUUUGGCCGGCGGUAUCCCACAUGGCUUGGUACCACCCAUGUGUCGUCACUUGUAUACUUGACACUCAGAGAUUGCAAUUCAUGUGUACAUCUUCCAUCAAUCGGGCAGCUGCCCAGCUUGAGAUAUCUGAAAAUUCAUGGAGCAGCAGCAGUUACAAAGAUUGGACCCGAAUUUGUUAGCUGCAGGGGGGCUAAUCCCACAUCCACGGAUGCAGUUGUUGCUUUCCCCAAGCUUGAAACAUUGAGAAUUCAGGAUAUGCCCAGCUGGGAGGAAUGGUCCUUUGUUGAAGAAGGGGAAGAGGAUGGAUAUGUUGAGAUGCGAAAGGGGGGAGCCUUGUCUCCAAAGAUGCAGAUGCUGCCAUGCUUAAAAUUGCUGAUACUUGAAGGCUGCCCCAAGCUGAGAGCUCUCCCGCAACAGCUUGGACAGGAGGCAACCAGCUUGAAAUCCCUCUAUUUAAAAGGAGCAAGCUGCUUGAAGGUUUUGGAGGACUUCCCGUUCCUCUCUGAGAUGCUUGUGAUCGCUGGAUGCCAAGUCCUGGAGAGGGUUUCAAACCUUACUAAACUGAGAGAGCUCCGUGUGACAGGUUCUCCAAACUUGAACCUAAAGUUUGUUGAGGGAUUGCGUUUGCAGCAGCUGUGGCUGGAUGCACAACAUCUCUACCCCGUUGGCGCCGGGGCUUCAAGAGCAGCACAGGAAACUUAACGGCGAGGACAUGGAUGUCUGCCUGCACUACACCUAAUUAAUACUCCCUGUGUUAACAAAUAUAAGACGUUCAAACUUUUUUGUGAAUCGGAUGUAUAUAGACACGUUUUAGUGUAUUUGUUCACUCAUUUCAGUCCGUAUGUAAUCCAUAUUGAAAUAUGCAAAACAUCUUAUAUUUGUGAACGGAUGGAGUAGAUGGCAGCGGAGACGCAAGGUACGAGCACUGGUUAGACAUCUAAUCUUCUUAUUUGGUCUGUGUUCUCCCCUGUUAGAUCGUGCAUCUAGUGCUCUGCUCAGGCUAUGUGUACUAUUUUCUUACAUAAGUACAAAUUCAUGACCCUCUAAGGUUGAAAUUGAAUUUGCGUACCUUCCAUAAUAUA